Panonychus citri (citrus red mite) is the source of this 2385-nucleotide messenger RNA. RefSeq lists its product as uncharacterized. The transcript has a single exon. Bases 1327 to 1962 code for a protein of 211 amino acids. The record is from RefSeq and is a predicted model, not a curated record. NCBI's taxonomy places the organism in Eukaryota, Metazoa, Arthropoda, Arachnida, Trombidiformes, Tetranychidae.
GAGAGAGAGAUGAAGAUAAAGAUGAAGAUGCAGAUGAAUUGGAUGAUGGAAAUGAAGAGAGAAGAUGAAAUAUAUUGCUAAGGAUUUUCAAUGGAAGAUGAUGAUGCGCAACUUUCUUCUCUCUCUCUCUCUCUCUCUUUUCAUCAUCCUUGGUCUUCAACCAAAAGCCCUUUGAACUCACUCUCAUCUCUCUCACCAUCAUGAGCAUUAUUUUACUCACUCAUCUUCAUUUGUCAACAAAACGCUGUUCAAUAAACAUCAAUAUUCAUCAAGAGCUUUCAGAUCAACAAUAACAAUCAAAAUCUGAAAUAAAACCUGAAAAUCAGUAAAUUGUAAUAGUAAUCAAAUUAAUUUUCCUCUCCUUCACUUAGUAUUUUUCAUGACAAUUUCUCAAUAUAAUUAGUGAAAUGAACAUCAAAUCAUCAUCAUCAUCUUCAUAUUAUCAUCUAAUGGACUAAUAAUAAUCAUCUUCAUCCCAUUGAUUAUCAACAAUUUAUUAAUCACCUUAUACAUUAUCUUAAAACUGAAAAGCCUUUUUUAUAGAUAUCAUAAUUUUUUGUUACUCUAUCAUCCUUAUCAUCCUUAUCAUCAUUUCCAUCAUCAUCUGAAUCAACCUCUGAAUCUAUCGAUCCAAAAAGGUUACAUGUAUCUUGAUGAUGACGAUGCUUAAUUCAUGAAGAAAAGUUAACGGAUAACAAUUAAAGUGAACUCAUUGUGCUGAUCAUAUUUAUGGAUUUAAUUUAACCAUCAAAUUGAUUAAGUUGAUUAUUUUUAAAUUCCAAUAGUUUGUGUUUGUGUUCAUCACUUUCACCAUGAAAUCGGGAAUGAUAUCAAGGAUAAUAAACUAUUCCCAUUAAUUUUCAUGAUAUUUUGAGUUCUUUUGAAAAACAUUAUGAUCUUAUCUUCCUUAUCAUCUUCCUCAUCAUCAUCAACUAACGGUCAUUAACAAGAAAGGCUCGUAUCAUUAUUAUUAUAUAACCCAAAGAAUCAACUGAGUAGUUCAUUUGAAUCAUGAAUCUCAUGAAAUAACAACAAGUUUAAAAAUCAAUAAUAUUAUUCAACAUUAUAAGAAGUUGAAAUAAAUCAUUAACAAUCAACUGAAUCAGUUCAAUAUCAUCAAAAUCAUCAACCUAAUUACUGAGUUUUUCUUAUCUAAUUCGUAAAUAGUAAUUACAUUGAGCUUUGAUUCUGUGAUAAUUUGAUUGAAUUUUGUAAAUUGUGACAAUAUUAAGAUUGAUCAACAAUCAAAAAAGAACAACAAAACAAAAGGUAAUUUGAUAUUCAAAUCAACCUGUUGACCCUUGUCCAGUUAACAAAUCACUUCCAAUGGAUAUGUCCGACUCUUCAUCAUCUCAACCUCCAAAUGGAAGGUCAAAUUUAGCCAAAGCAAUUAGGAUUGCGUUAUCAUUUGUUAAUUACUCCAAAACAUUUGAUGAAUCAACGUCCAAUGAUAAUAACUUAUCAUCAACCUCAUUGAAUAUUAAUCCAAAGUGCCCAGGAGGAGGUAAUUUUUGCUCCACAACUUCCGGUUCCAAGUCAUCAUCACCGCCAUCAUCAUCAUCAUCAUUGUCAUCUUCCUCUUCAAUAGUAGGAGUUAGAGCUUCAAGUUCAAUAUCCGCUUCUGGAAGACAACCCAGAGGAGGAGUGGGAGUGGGAAGUAGGUCAACAGGGAGUGAACUGCCCUCAGAAUUAUCAUCAACACUGCAACCAACAACAAGACUACCUUCAAAUUUUGAAUCGGGCUCAAUUAAAUCAGUUAAUUUGGUUGAUUCCCAGUUUACUGAUUAUUAUUCUGAUUAUGAUCCCAUGAUGGGAAUCAGAAUUGCGAUCUCCCUCCUCGGAAUCAUUGUCCUAUUUGCAAUAUUUGUGGUCUACAAAAGCCAUUGUAACGCUAAAAAAGCUAAGCGACUUUUACCUUAUCGUGGAUCGAAUCGGUCAGCUUCUGGUUAUCGGACACCAUGAUUACCCUGAUGGACAAUUAAUGACUCCAUUACUCUCACAUCAACGAUUCCAAAUGAAAUAAAAAAAAAGCCAACAAUCCAAUUAUUAUUACUAUUAAUCCAAUAAGUUAAUCAUCUCAUCAGAUUUCAUAUAAAAUAAUAAGAUACAAAGAAAAUCAAAUCCAUUCAUCAAAGUGGUCAAUCAUCCUCAUCAAUCAUACCUCUUGGUCAUUAUCAUCCUUAUCUUCAACAUCGACACAUUAACUUUAAAUGUCUCAUUUCAUGGUUAUCAUGUUAUCAAUUCUGUCAUUUUCACUGGAAAAAUAUUCCCACUCUUAUGUAAAAACCACCUUAUAUACAUGUAUGAACAUAUAUAUUGAUAUUACAUUAAACUUUGAUGGUGAUAACAUUGAUUCCGGUUGAAAUUAUCACCCGAGAAUGAUGA